Durio zibethinus is the source of this 1281-nucleotide messenger RNA. Its product is annotated as zinc finger BED domain-containing protein RICESLEEPER 2-like. The record is from RefSeq and is a predicted model, not a curated record. Lineage: Eukaryota; Viridiplantae; Streptophyta; Magnoliopsida; Malvales; Malvaceae.
AUGCAAGUUUAUGAAGCAGAAAAGAAGAAAUUAAAGGCAUUGUUGAAGACUGUCAGCAAGAUUAGUUUGACAACAGAUUUGUGGAAAUCAAGUAAUCAAAAGAUUGAGUACAUGGUUCUUACAGCACACUUUGUAGAUUCUAAUUGGAGAUUGCAAAAGUGUGUUAUUAGCUUUGUUCACAUACCUCCUCCUCGUCGUGGUGUUGAGAUUGCUGAUUGUAUUUUUAAGUGUCUAAAGGAAUGGGGAAUUGAAAACAAGGUGUUUACACUUUCUGUGGACAAUGCUUCAAGCAAUGAUGUGGCGAUUAGAAUUCUUAAAGACACUUUUUCAAGAAAUAAGAUGUUGCUUUGUGGAGGAAAAUUAUUUCAUGUUUGGUGUUGUGCACAUAUCUUAAAUCUCAUGGUUCAAGAUGGCCUUUCUGAGAUUAAGAAUGUGAUUGGUGAUGUUCAUGAAAGUGUCAAUUUUAUUAAUCAAAAUGAGGUAAGACUUAACUCAUUUUCUGACAUAGUACAACAGUUACAGUUACCUGAUAGGAAACUCAUUCUCGAUUGUAAAACACGUUGGAAUUCGACAUUCGAGAUGUUGUCGAUUGCAAUCAAAUUCAAAGAAGUGUUUUCGAGACUCAAAAAGCGAGAAUCUCAUUAUGAAUGUUGUCCUAGUCAUGAAGAUUGGGAAAAGAUGGAGAAAGUUUGUGAGAUUUUAGAAGUUUUUAAUUCAGCCACGAAAAUCAUCUCUGGAAGUGAUUAUCCAACUUUAAACCUGUUUCUGAAUGAAGUUUAUCGUGUGAAAGUGUUGUUGGAUAAAAUGAUGAAUGAUGAAAAUGAAUUUGUUCAAGCAAUGGUUCGUAAGAUGAAGAGUAAAUUUGAUAAGUAUUGGGUAGAAUGUAAUUUGUUGAUGUCUAUAGCAGUAAUCUUGGAUCCAAGGUGCAAAAUGAGGGUGAUUGAGUUUUAUUUUCCUCGAAUGUACCCUGAUAGAGAAGCAAGAGAAAAUAUUGCUAAAGUUCGAGAUGCCCUUUAUGAGAUUUAUGAUGAAUAUGCUCGUGAGUAUCAAUUUAGCAAUGAGCAUAGUGCUGAAACUCAAGUGCAUGAUAAUGGUAUUAGUGGUAUGAAUAUAGAAGCUUCUUCUUCUGGUUGGUUUGAAUUUGCAAAUUAUGUAAAAUCAGUUGAAACUGCUCAACCACAACAAUCUGAUUUAGAUGUCUACCUAGCUGAAGGUUGUUUUAUCUGUGAAGAGAUUCCACUAAGUUUCAUGCUUUGGAAUGGUGGAAAGCGAACACUUUGA